UUCAGAUGUCAUUCACUUUACACAAAACAUUCGAAAUAUUUUUAAUCUGUUGUCGUAAAAUGUCGCAUAAAAUUAAUAGUAACUAACAAAUAUAGCAAAUUGUAAACUUGUCUUCCUGAACUAAAUGUAGCCCUUCCCGGUGUAGAUAUCAGCAACACGUCAUCAAGUCCAGACAAAUAAGAACAUCAGCAUCCCAUUGCGAUAAAAAAAAGAAAAAGAAGAACGUCAACGGAAACGGAACGGAACGAGUGCUAAUUUCGCCGACGCGUCAUCAAUUCUGAAGAUAUAAGAAUAACAUAUCGCAAAAUGGCAGCUAUUGAUAUGAGUGGGAAUAUGCAAGUGCCUCAAGGGGUAACAGGUGGAGCUGGAGGAUCUGGUGGCAGAUUUAGUUUCGAUCUACAUAGUCUUCCCAAAUUGCAGAAUCUUCCAUCACCCUUGGAAAUCAUACAAAUUGUACGCAAAUCUCUACGCCCAUGGACUGUCUUCUUUAAUAUAAACAACUUCAAAUCAGCCGUCAGCAUGCAACGUCUCAACAAUCGUGUGAUGCGAAAUUUAUCCUAUUUCCAAAGCAAUUAUAUAUUCAUAUUCAUUGUCUUGAUGAUCUAUUGUUUAAUUACAUCGCCCCUCAUCUUGCUGGUUAUAGUGGGUGCCGCUUUCGGCUGUCAUAAGAUUAGAACUCGGAACACAAAUGUCACCGUGGCUGGCCAUCAAGUGACCCCAAAACAACAAAUAAUCGCUGUAAAUUUGAUUUCAGCCCCCAUACUCUUUCUAGUGGGUGCCGGAGCAGUCUUGUUUUGGACACUUGGUGCCUCGUGUUUCGUUAUCGCAAUGCAUGCAAUAUUCUACAACAUCGAUGCAAUUGUUACCGAGGAGAACGAAGGUUUUCUAUCUGAAGUUGUCUAACCAUUUACUCUCGAAUACAACGAAAAAAUAUGGAGCAAGAUAUUUGCCACACAGGGGCCUUAUUAGUUGAUAAAACCGAAAAAAAUGAAUAAAUAUAUACACAUAUAUUUAUCUACCAUAGCCAGUUGAGUUUUAGCGCCGAUUGAGAUCUAGAUAUUAAUAAAUCGACAACAACACAAAAAAA
Drosophila willistoni is the source of this 1087-nucleotide messenger RNA. RefSeq names its product prenylated Rab acceptor protein 1. The coding region runs from base 307 to 903 and encodes 198 amino acids. Lineage: Eukaryota; Metazoa; Arthropoda; Insecta; Diptera; Drosophilidae. Gene Ontology annotation, cellular component: Golgi apparatus. The record is from RefSeq and is a predicted model, not a curated record. The transcript is spliced from 3 exons.